AAGUAAAAAGAUACAGCAUAAACAUCAGAUCAAGAAAUUAAUUCCAUAAAAGAGGCACAUGGUUCCAUCUGUUCACUCUUUCUCUUGCCAACUCCCUCUCUGACUUCUUCUUCCUUUUCUCUCUCUCUCUCUCUCUUUAUUCCUCUGUCUGCGGCAGCGCCAAAGUCACCUUCCAUUACUCUUUCUAGAUUUUGUUUUCAACCGUUUCCGAAAAAUCCAUGAGUUUCCCCACAAUCUCCGCAACCCCAUUUAACUCUACAUUUCUCUUGUUCCAUUUCCAUGAAAAUAUACCCAUUUGAUAACAUUUCUACUUUACAUUUUCAAGAUUUCACAUUUUUAACAUUCUACCAGAUCUUGGAUCUUCCUUUUUUCCUUUAAAAUGUCAUAAAGGUACAAUCUUUACACCAUUUUAGUACACCCAAGUGACAGAAUUUGUCAUUAAAGAAUGGAACACAAGCAUAUGCUCAUACUUAUUAUAGUACCAAGUUCAGUAACUGUUAUAAUUAUUCUGUUCGUCAUGAUCUAUUGUUGUAGAAGGAAAGGAGGAGAAACUGUUUCAAGAGAUAUAGAAGCUAGUUUAGAGGUUAAAGAAAGAGACGGGGUUGAGAAAGAUUUAUUGAUAAAGUUUAAAGAUGGUGAAGAUCUAACAGUGUAUGAUAUAUUGGAUGCUCCAGGUGAAGUUAUUGGGAAAUCAAGUUAUGGAACUUUGUACAGAGCUACCUUGGUGAGUAUUGAUAGGCUUACACUAUUGAGAUUCUUGAGGCCAGCUUGCACUGUGACAAUGAAAGAAGUGGUGCCUGUAAUGGAACUUCUGGGGUCCUUAAGGCAUCAAAAUUUGGUGCCAUUGUGUGCAUUUUAUGCAGGGCCAAGAGGAGAGAAGUUGAUGCUUCAUCCUUUUUAUCGUCAUGGCACCUUAGCCCAAUUGAUUAGAGACGGGAAUGGUGAGGCUCAUAAAUGGCACAUCAUAUGUAGGAUCUCCAUUGGCAUUGCUCGAGGACUAGACUAUCUUCACACAGAUUUGGAAAUUCCCAUAAUCCAUGGAAACCUUAAGUCGAGUAACAUACUUUUGGAUCGUCACUUCAGACCAUAUGUGUCCGAUUUUGGUUUGCAUCUUGUCUUGAAUCCAACUGCAGGCCAAGAAAUGCUUGAAGCUUCAGCAGCUCAAGGAUACAAAGCCCCUGAAUUGAUCAAGAUGAAAGAAGUUAGCGAAGAAACCGAUAUUUAUAGCCUUGGGAUUAUCUUGUUAGAGUUACUAACAGGGAAAGAACCAUUCUACAGGAAACCAAAUCUUGAUAAGGAUAUUUAUUUGCCUAAUGCUGUUCAGAGUGCAAUUCUUGAUCAUAGAGUUAUGGACUUUUAUCAUCCAAAGAUUCUACUUAGCCAAAAUGAUGAGCAAAGAGCAGUUAGUGAAGAUCUUAUUUAUGAAUUCCUUCAGCUUUCAAUGGCUUGUUGUUCUCCUUCACCUGCUCUUAGACCUACUAUAAAACAGGUCGUUAGCAAGCUUGAAGAAAUUGGAAGGUAAAAUGAGCAAUCGAUUCACUCGGGGCAGGACCUGUUUCCUUUGAGUGACUUGAUCCAAUUGAUCUGUAUGGUGCUGAUAUAACAGACUGACUUGUUGCCAGAUAACGGAAUAUGUCAUAGCAAGAAGCUUAUAUCAAAUUGGCAAGAAUUAUGAAGUUGGUGUUGAGUUAUUCGGAAAAUGGUCAUCAGAGACAAGUUUCUGGAUCCUGAAGAUUAGCUUCCAAUAUCAUCCUCAAGAUUCACUCUUGUCAUUUAACAAGGGGAUGAAUGGAUUAAGGAACUACAUUGUGAAACAAAAUAUUUGUAAAAUGUAGUUGAAUAGACCUUCGUGGUCCGGCCCUUCUCCGGGCCCGCGCAUAGCGGGAGCUUAGAGGGUGACGUUUCGUCUCAAUUUCAGAGAAAUCUGGUGACAGUUGAAGCUCCAAAGGAUCGACAAGACAUAAUCACCACCAACCGGGUGCAUGUACCACGAUGUUUUGACAAAAUGUUGUGAUUUUUUAGCUUAAACAUUAGAAAAGACAGAGUGUUCCAGCUACAAGACAAACAAGAGCCAUUUUCCAUCACUGAAAUUAUUGAACGCCAGUUUUGUCAUUGUUCGGAAAGUCUAACACCAUAAAGAUUUACAAGCUUACUGUAUUGAUUUGUUUACUGUAUUCUCGUUUGUCUUACGUCUGCAUUAUAUCAAGCUGCUCCCUCUCCUCUCUGCACGUGUACGUACUAGCAUACAAAAAAUGCUAUUCAUAUAAAUUUCUUAAAAAGAAUAAUUUGUUUUUAUUAUGAAUACAA
This is a messenger RNA of Nicotiana attenuata, 2307 nucleotides long. RefSeq names its product putative kinase-like protein TMKL1. The coding region runs from base 446 to 1522 and encodes 358 amino acids. Gene Ontology annotation, molecular function: protein kinase activity; ATP binding. Gene Ontology annotation, biological process: protein phosphorylation. The record is from RefSeq and is a predicted model, not a curated record. The transcript is spliced from 2 exons. NCBI's taxonomy places the organism in Eukaryota, Viridiplantae, Streptophyta, Magnoliopsida, Solanales, Solanaceae.